AAAGACCCAGAGCCCGAAGCGGCCUCAGCAGUAGCGGCGAGGACCAGAGCUGCGAAGAGCUGCAUCUGCUGCAGCCCCUUCGCCGACGCUACGUGCCUCGCGGCUCCCACCUAGCUCCGGCGCGCGCCGGCCCCUCUCCGCCUCCUUCCCACCUGGCGCGCACCUGGGCCCGGCCGGGUCCCGCCGAGAGCCAGGAGGGCGCGUGCCAGGGGCCCCUCGGGAACCGCAUAGCGCGCGCGCCAUGGGGCUGCCGCCCGGGGCCGGGGUCUUGUGCCGCGGUGGCUGCGGCUUUUCCCGAUUGCUGGCGUGGUGCUUCCUGCUUGCUCUGAGUCCCCAAGCCCCCGGCUCCCGGGGGGCCGAGGCUGUGUGGACCGCGUACCUCAACGUGUCCUGGAGGGUUCCGCACACCGGAGUGAACCGCACGGUGUGGGAGCUGAGCGAGGAGGGCGUGUACGGCCAGGAUUCGCCGCUCGAGCCCGUGGCCGGGGUCCUGGUGCCGCCCGACGGGCCGGGGGCGCUCAACGCCUGUAACCCGCACACGAAUUUCACGGUGCCCACGGUCCCGGGGGACUGGGGAAGCGCCGUGCAGGUCUCUUGGUUGGCCCUCAUCCAGCGCGGCGGGGGCUGCACCUUCGCAGACAAGAUCCACCUGGCUUACGAGAGAGGGGCGUCUGGAGCCGUCAUCUUCAACUUCCCGGGGACCCGCAAUGAGGUCAUCCCCAUGUCUCACCCGGGUGCAGGAGACAUUGUUGCAAUCAUGAUUGGCAAUCUCAAAGGAACAAAAAUUCUACAGUCCAUUCAAAGAGGCAUACAAGUAACAAUGGUCAUCGAAGUAGGGAAAAAACAUGGCCCUUGGGUGAAUCACUAUUCAAUUUUCUUCGUCUCUGUGUCCUUUUUUAUUAUUACGGCAGCAACUGUGGGCUAUUUUAUCUUUUAUUCUGCUCGAAGAUUACGGAAUGCAAGAGCUCAAAGCAGGAAACAGAGACAACUAAAGGCAGAUGCUAAAAAAGCUAUUGGAAGGCUUCAACUGCGUACACUGAAACAAGGAGACAAGGAAAUUGGCCCUGAUGGAGAUAGUUGUGCUGUGUGUAUUGAACUAUAUAAACCAAAUGAUUUGGUGCGCAUCUUAACCUGCAACCAUAUUUUCCAUAAGACAUGUGUUGACCCUUGGCUGUUAGAACACAGAACUUGCCCCAUGUGCAAAUGUGACAUACUCAAAGCUUUGGGAAUUGAGGCGGAUGUUGAAGAUGGAUCGGUGUCUUUACAAGUCCCUGUAUCCAAUGAAAUAUCAAAUAGUGCCUCUCCUCAUGAAGAGGAUAAUCGCAGUGAGACUGCAUCGUCUGGAUAUGCUUCUGUUCAGGGAGCAGAUGAGCCACCUUUGGAAGAACAUGUGCAGUCAGCAAAUGAAAAUCUACAGCUGGUAAACCAUGAGGCAAGUUCCAUGGCAGUGGAUGUUGUUCCUCAUGUUGACAACCCAACUUUUGAAGAAGAUGAAACUCCUGAUCAAGAGACUGCAGUUCGAGAAAUUAAAUCCUAAAAUCUGUGUCAAUAGAAAACUUGAAACUUUAGUAAUAACAACAGAACUGCCAAUCAGGGCUUAGUUUACUAUUAAUGAACUGGAUAAACUUAAUUAAAUAAGAAAGAUACUGAAAGUGCUGAGAUGACAAAUAUUAUGCUAUAGUUAAAUUACUUAAAAUAUUUAAUCUAUUAACUUUUUUCCACAAGCUCAUAAUGUUUUUCAUAGGCAAGUUUCCUCUCAAUAGUGAUAGCAACAUUUUUUAACAUUUAAAACUUUCUUCAAGUAGUCAUGUUUUUCAUUUACAACAAUUUUGUUAUAAAAACAUGUUGCUUUUAAAAUGUGGAGUAGCUGUGAUCACUUUAUUUUAUGAUAGUAUCUUAAUUAAAAAUACUACUAUUUUAGCUUGGGCUAUAUGUGUCAGGGUUUUUCUCCAGGUGCUUAUAUUGAUCUGGAAUUGUAAUGUAAAAAGCAAUGCAAAUUUAGGCUAGUACUUCAUGAAAUGUCUUUUUAAGCUACAUUAAGUUGAUAGAACAAGAUUAAAACAAAAUAUUCAUUUUAACUAUUUCUUGUUUUUAAAAUUAAGCUAAAUGUACUUCAUUUGAGUGUGGAGCAUAGUUUGUCAAAGAAUAUGGACUGGACUGGAUUGAUUGGUAUAUUAAUGACACCAAUUUGACACAAGUUUAUAGACAAAAAGUUUCCUUAUAAAAAUGCUGUAUAACUAUUUCUCAAAGUUAUGGGAUUUUCAAAAGCAGAGUAUAUAAAUUAUCAUACUAUUUGAAAAUGAUAAUAAGUCACACAAAAAUUGGUAAUUGAUCCUUGUGUAUGAAUUAAGUCUGCAGAAAUUAGUCUGCAGAAAAUGUUUUCCAAACAAUGUUGACUUUGAAAAUUUAGUUUACAUUUUACCUAAAUGGGCUAAUUAUAUUAGGUAAACUAAAAUUCUGUCCAUAUAGCUGUAAAUUUUGUGAAUGCAUUUUCUUGGAGUUUGAAAAAGAAUUAGGUGGGGGGGGGGAGAAUUCCAGGUGCCUUAAUAUAAAGUUUGAAGCUUUCAUCCACCAAAGUAAAAUAGAGCUAUUUAAAAAUGCACUUUAUUUGUAUUCUGUGUGGCUUAUCUUGGUUUUAAAGUUGUGUUUCCAGUGAAAAUUCCAGCAGAAUUUAGGCAAAAGCAGAAAAGACAUGUAUUUUUGUUUGCAAAAUGUAGAAUGGACAAAACCAUUGCAUUCUUGUACACUUAUUUGAAAUUCUGUAAAUAUUCCCCGAUUUGUAUUGAUUCUCUUUAAAUAUAAAAUGUAAAUAAAAUAUUCCAAUAGAA
This is a messenger RNA of Neofelis nebulosa (Clouded leopard), 2828 nucleotides long. RefSeq names its product ring finger protein 128 (gene RNF128). The coding region runs from base 242 to 1537 and encodes 431 amino acids. Lineage: Eukaryota; Metazoa; Chordata; Mammalia; Carnivora; Felidae. The transcript has 7 exons. The record is from RefSeq and is a predicted model, not a curated record.